AUGGCGGACAAUGUGGAGGUACCAGGGGAAGUACAAUGCGCCUUGAGUUACAACAUUUUGGCGGAAUGCUCCACCAGCAAAGCUCGAACUGCCAUCCUAACUUUACCGCAUUAUGAAGUAGAAACUCCUGUAUUUAUGCCAGUAGGAACACAAGGUACUAUGAAGGGAUUAACAACGAAGCAGCUUACAGAUUUAGACUGUCAGAUUAUUCUUGGCAACACUUAUCAUCUGGGAAUGAGACCGGUAAUUUUGUCCUAAAGCUUGCUCUAUUUUUCAGUAACGUAUAAAAAACAUGGACCCCCUAAGACUAAGUCCACAGAGGUGGUCCAUGGACCUCUUAGUGGACCGACGCACCCGGUCCAUAGAAUUUUUACAAGAGUUCUAAACGAAUUUUAGGAACCUGAAAAGGACCAAACUUGUCAAUUUAUUUUAUCAGGAUUAAAGGCUCCUCAUCUUACAGUGCUGUCAACUCUCCCGAAUAAUCCGGGGGACUCCAGAUUUUGGACCGUAUCUCCUGGUCUCCAGAUUAGAGUCUGAUAUCUCAUGGAUAAUGGCCAAAAUUGCUAUUUCUUGUAUAGACUCGACUAUCCUACCAUAAAAUUUCAAAUAUUUUGCGUUGUUUGAGCUACAACGGGAAGGUUUGUCCCUGAAUUUGGUAUGCCACUGUAAUUUAAGCAAUGAUGUGGCCAAAUAUGAACGGUUUAUGUGCUAAGUACGUCGAUUGGAAUCAACGAGCAUUUUUCACACAAAUGACAUCAUACUCAUCUGUUGUGUGAUAUGAUGUGAUCCAUUAUUUCUUCCCUAUCAAUUCUCAACAUUUGAUGACGUUGGGGAUUGACAGCCCUGUCUUAUACACUUGCUCAACUUUUUUCUGAAUGCCAUACAAUGGGUUCGGUUUAGUCUGGAAGGAGAAACUAUUUAAAGGGGACGUGAGGGGAGGUAGGGAGGAAGUAUUCAGUUAUGCAGCUUUUCUUGUGUGUGUGUCGUCUAGUUGCAUGAAGAUGGACACAAAAAUGGCUGCGUAGGAAGACGUAAUGCAUUAUGAUUGAAUACCCACCCCAGACUUCCUUCACCUUGAUAGCCUAGGAUGGAAAUGUUUAUUGGUUGGUAAACUUAUCGAAUCCUGCUCACGACUCAAACACAAAAUGACCUGCAAAUUAUCAAACAAUGUGGUUGGUCAGACUUCUGACAAGUUUGCGUACACUUACAGGUUGGUUUAUGUAAAUUGCUAUUCAUUCUGGUCGAGAAUGUUGUCAUUGCAAACUUGUGCACAUUAAGCUUCCUCCGCAGUCUCAUAUGCAGCCGUUUUUGUUUCUAUUUUCUCACAUGAAGUGAAAAGACCAGGAAGAAAAGAAAGCCACAAAUAAAGCCAAGCUUGCUUUAUUUCAAAAACAAACUGUAAGGGGGUCGUGGUGGAAAAGACCUCUCCCUUUCCACCCCAUCCCUUAAGUUGAGGUCCUAAAUUAAAAUUAUCUCCUUGGUACAACUGUAUUGUGGGACAUGAAACACCCAAUAAUGAUUGUGUGUAGGUUUAAUCUUAUGUUUAUUUCCCCUUAUUAACGUGUUUUGGUGUUAUUCUAUUUUAUCAGGGUACCAAGAUAUUAGAGAAAGCUGGAGGACUCCAUGGCUUUAUGAACUGGAAAAGAGCUCUCUUAACUGUAAGGGCUGCUAAUGUAUUUCAAUAGCAAAACAAUAUUUUCAAUUAAUGGCAAAGCCUGAAUUUUCAGGCUUUGUUAAUUUAUUUCAUGACUGCAAAAGUUGCAUCUGUAACUGCACUGAUCUUCUUUACUAUAAUUCUUCAUCACACAGUUCUAAUUACAUGAUUUUAUAUAAUUUUAUUCAUUAUUUCAUCAUUAUCCUCUCCUGGGCUUAUAAAAAACCAACUAAAUGACCAACUCACAGUUGGAUUGUUAGCUCAGCUGGUAUUGCAGAGGUCAAGAAAAUGAUACCUAAAGGUGAGCUCUAGGUGUAUUUUCAAGAAGGUGUCCAUAAAAUAAUGGUUCAGGAAGCAACACAAGUGCUCUCCAAUAGCCCAAAGCUAUCUGAGCAAACUGUUGGGCUUGUAUGUUUCCCUAUUAGUUUUCUUAUUGAUAAGUAAGUACACAAGAAAACUAAUAGGGAAACAUACAAGCCCAACAGUUUAUGAUGGGCAGGGCAUUAUCUGCCCAGAUAAUGUAAAUAGUGGUGAAAAAGGGGAUUAGUUGGCCUGUGUGACUACUCUGGGCCAGCAAACUUUAGGAACAAGACAAGACAAGAACUUUAUUUAUACCACACACAGAAAAAAAAAAGACAUUAAAAAGGACAAUAUUACUUAUGUAAGGUAAAAGCUACCUAGAAAAUAGCUAAAAAGCUAAUCUAGCUAGGAGGCAUUAUACAUUAAUUCAAAAUAUUGUUUUGUGUAGGCGAAAGUAUAAACAAUGUAAAAAACAAACAAACAAAAGAAAAGAAAAAAACACACGUACAGACUUGAAUCACCGAAAAAUCGAGGAACUGGAGAAAAAUUAAUAUUCGAAAGAAAGAACAUAAUAUGAACUGAAAAUAGCCUUUUUCAAGGACUGUUUAAACUUGCGAAGAUAGAGUAAGGCAUUUAAAGCUGUUUUAAAAUAGUAACAGAAACAUACUGGUGCAGUUUGGCUAAGAUCCCAAUGCCUCUGGAGAUUUCCCUGCGUAGAGCUGGUGAAUGUGAAAAAAAAACUAUGACUACUAUGACUACUCCUACAGCUGUCGGUAUUUGAUAUGAUCUUUUUGUUAAAUAAAGUUAUGGUUUAUUCUUAAAAGAAUGGUUUUAGUCAAUUUUUUCGGAAACGGAUGGAAGACAACGAAAUUUGUUUUGUCAAUAUUUAAAGACAAUCUGGCAAUUAUGGAAAUUUUUUAAUUCUUGAUUCACUGUUUCUAAUUAAUUUGAAUCGUCAGGGAAAAGGUGAAAAUCAAAUACAGUAGAGCAGUUACUAAAAUCAUUUAUUUAAUUAUAGAAGGAACUAAAGGGGGCCAAGAUCUGAACCCUGAGGGACACCAUAAAUUGGGAACAGUUUGCCUGAAGGUCCUGGUUUAUUUGAUUUUCAUCUCAGCCUGAGAUUGUUGGUUCCUUUCAUUGCUUUACCAUGUGAGUUAAUGGUGGAGCCAAAGUGCACAUUAUAAUAUUUUAUUUAGGUUGCCAAUAUUAACAGACUUAAAUUCCUGUUAUUAUUAAUUUUGUAACAUGCAGGACAGUGGUGGAUUUCAGAUGGUAUCACUCUUAAAAUUAGCUGAAAUUACUGAGGAAGGUGUCAAGUUCCAAUCACCUCAUGAUGGAAGCGAAAUGUUACUCACACCUGAAAAAUCAACUGAGAUCCAGAAUUCUAUUGGAGCUGAUAUAAUUAUGCAACUGGAUGAUGUGGUCAGCAGUACUACUACAGGUGACAUGCUAAGAAUAUUAAUUUUAUUAUUAAAUGCAAAAAAUUCUGUUUGAUAAUGACAGUUACAUCACAAACUUAUUAACACCCUUAUGUAACAAGGUUCAUACAGAGUCUUGAAUUCUUGAAAGUCCUGAAAUUUGCCCAGCAAUUUUCCAGACCUGGAAAAAGUCUGGAAAAAAAGAGAGAUAGUCUGGAAAAAUGGUAGAAAGUCUUGAGUUUUUCUUUUUGCAAAGCUACAACAUGUGCUUUAUUAGUGUCUGGAAAAAGGCUUGAAUUCUGGAUCCAAAAAUCUGUACGAACCCUGUGUAAACGUAGAAACAUAAAAUUGCGUCUUAAUCACUUAAGGUUAGUAGAUACAGUUAGUGAUAAGUGUAUCCAAACAUUUAGAGCACAGGACUUACAAACUAGAGUCCCCGAGACCUUAAGCUGUCCACUAGCUGGAUAUAUUGCUGGGCUAACUGGCUCAAAGUAAAUUGCUGACAACAUACUGAUUAAUCAUUAUAAAAGGUCCCAGAGUAGAGGAGGCUAUGAAGCGUUCUAUAAGGUGGCUGGACAGAUGUGUUGCAGCACAUGCAAGACCAACUGAACAGAAUCUGUUUGCAAUCAUUCAGGGAGGACUGGAUCCUGAAUUGAGGAGGACUUGUGUAGACGGUAACAGUAAAGCUUGUCUCGUUCUACAGUAACUAUUAUCUCUCAUUAUUAUUAUUAUUAUUAUUAUUAUUAUUAUUAUUAUUAUUAUUAUUAUUAUUAUUAUUUCAAAGCAUUUCUGCAUUUAUGAUUGGCUCCAAUCCCACUACUAAUUCUUCGUAAUUAGCUAUCACUGACCAAAUUUGGAAGAUGCUUAAGUUAUACGAUCACUGACAUCAGUGAUUGUACAUGUAUAUUGCAAAUUAUCCCCUAUUCACAUCACGACUAAAAAAGAUACCAAGAAUACACAAAAAUACAACUCCAUGGAUGACAACUGCUUUUCGAGAAUAUUGGAAAGAAAAACCAUUCAUUCAUAUUCUGAAACUGACAAGGAAAUCUUUUGGAUAAAAGUCUUUACACCUGCCAAAUUUCAGACCUUUUAAUAGGCAUGUGUCCCAUGCUUGCGGAUUGAUAACCUUCACUCACUUUCACUCAUGCCUUUUGACCACCUUCUCACACCUGGCAUAAAAGUUGUACUAUCACAGGCGUAAGUGACUUAUUUUUGGGAAAUAUGUAAAAUGAAAUUAAUGUGAACCUGUAACAGAAAAGAUUGUUGAAGUGAAUGAUCAUAUUUUCCCCAAAUCUCUGAUAGUUAGAGACUCCUGUGUGGGGCAUAAUCACUUUCUUGAGAACUCCGGGAAACUUCGGAAGGCCUUCAGAAGCCAGCCAUUGAAGCAACCAGAUAUGACUGGGUCCUCUAAGGUCCUGUUUUCAUGGAGGUGGGCGACCCCAGGUAGGUGAGGCAACCUGCUUAGGUGGGGCAACCUACCUGUCCAUAUAAACUCUCAAAUGUUUACCUCACCUAUCAUACAAACGUGAUCAAAUUAAAAUGAGACAUUAUAUGGAAAGGCGGAUUACGUCACCUACCUGGGGUCCCCCACCUCCAUGUAAACAGGCCCAAGGCACUUUCAGGAAAUGAGUCAAAAAAUAGAGAGGAGAGGUCGUUAGGUCACAUUGCCAUGGUAUCAAAAUUUCUGGAUGAAAUAAACCGAAAAGGUGAAUUCGCACUGUUUCAAACUUCAUCAAUCUUAUUCAGUUUCAUUUAAUUUGUCAACUGUAGGCGAAAUUUUCUGGGGUUGAAUUCGAAAAGGACCGUAUCUAAGUUUUGAAAAAGAAAAGAGAAACUUUUUGUGUUGUCUUCACCUACUUUACAAAGCGGGGGCAUGAAACUACGAAGUUUCAUGAAGCGGUCGUGCAACGACGGCUAAGAAAUGUAAAAAAAAAACGUGCUGCACGUGCAAAGUUGUUAUUUUGCUAAUCUAAACCUUUUGUUUUUUUCCCGUUCUCGUUGCCGUCGCCGUCGUCGUUGCUUAAUAGGGAGCUUUAGCAACGAUGACGGCGACGGCAAAGAGGACGUCAAAAAAGCAAUAGGUUUGUUGAGCAAAACAACAACUCUGCACGUGCAUCACGCUUUUUUGUUCAUUUCUUUACCGUCCUUGCACGACUACGACGUGAAAAUGCCUAGUUGCAGGUUUUAUGGAGGACGAAAACAAGCGACGACGAAUCUCUUUUUCCCUCUCUAAACUUGAGUGCGGUCCUCAAGAAAUCAACUCCAGGGAAAUUCGCCUACACUUGCCACUUUCAGCAAAUUGGAAUAAACGCGACAAAGAUUGAAAAAACGGGAAUUCAUUUUAAAACUGACGUUUUCGCUGCAGUUGCCGUCGUCGAUGCUAAAGCUCCCUAAUCUCUAUUGUUGUGAUCCAUAAAUUUUAUUACCGUGGUAACCUGACGUCACACCAGUCUCCUCUCUACUGGCAGGCAUAUUUAAGUGGUUCUCGACUGGUAGAUCAGAACACACGCUUAAAAUUUCUUCAAAAUCGAUAGCAAUUUGUUCCAAUAACAAUAAAUUGCAGUGUAUGAUAGUGUUUAUCUUGGGUACGUAAAGAAAGUAAUCUUAGUGAAAGGAAAAACUCAUUGAUAGUCGCUGUCCACUAUUAGCUCUAAUCCGCUGUGUGAUAAACGUGAAAUUUAAAGCGUAAUAACCUGAAAGUGACGAGAAAAACGAAGAAAAGGGAAAGAGUCCACAUAGAAAGGGGCGGUUGGCGUGAGAAUAGGAUGCAGAAAAGAAGAUCAGUAGCUCUCCAGACAUGGUCUGUGCUUGAAAAACAAAACAAUAGAUGAUUCAAAACAAACAAUACCUCUAGCCCUAAAAGCAAAAUAAGCUACUGCUUAUUUAGGCCACUGAAAAUAGAUAUGUGGAAGAGCUAUUGCACUUCUCGCAGAAAGUGGAAAAUUUUCCGUUACCAUUUGCUUAUCCCCGCUAAAUUUAAGCUUUUGAGUAUUUCAAGAACUAGGCACUUCCCGCCAUCUUUUAAUUUUCACCAAAGGUGCAAAUAUGCGGACGCGACAGAAAAAUUUUUUUUUUCGCGGCAAACCUUAGUCUAAAUAUAACCCAAAGUGUAAAUACGCUGCAGUCCUCAUAAGUGGGAGAUGGAGGCUCCAGAAUAUAGGCUCCUGGUAUGACUUACGUGUAUUCAAUAAAGAUUGUAUUAUUUUACUCACCAGAAAUGGUAAAACGCAACACACCCGGUAUAGCUAUUGGUGGCUUAAGUGGUGGAGAAGAGAAGUCAUUGUUUUGGAAAACCGUUUCUCUUUGUACAGAUCUGCUACCAAAGAGCAAACCAAGAUAUCUUAUGGGGGUAGGGUAAGUCAUAUGACCGAAAUUAGCCGUGUUUUAACAAGGUUGAAUCACCCACCAUGUCUUUGGGGUCGUGGAGCCGGGGUUUCAGUUGACUGGUGUAUUAGUUUUUCGUGUAUGAUGUUAUUUAUGGGACCAAGCUUUUUCCAAUAGAUACACCGUGUGAAACUGUUCGUGUGUUCUGUUGUAAAACGUGAAAUUCAGUACUAACAACCCUUCUCUCGACAAAGCCAUCUUCAUCAUUUUUUACGCUGCUUGCAAACUGUGCGGUGUAUUACCAGCUGAUUACACACCACACUUUUUCCAUCUGGAAUGGGAAAACGAGAUUUCUCUCCUAACCCCUAGGGCUUGCUCGAUGGCUACCUCUACAAUCUCAACUUCUUCUUUUUAGGUUUAUCUGGGGGAAUGAAACGACCCUUCAACACACCUAUUGUUGAUAGUCACUUAAACAUGAAAAUUAUCUAGGUAAAUUUUUGUCGAGGUAAAACUGGUUACACAAUGCAACGCAGUUACACUGACCUAGGUAAUGUUGCCUCUUGUAACCUUGGCUGAUGAAGCGCAACGUUUCUUUAUUGUUUUAGCGCGAAAAAUGGAAAGCAGGGUUACAAAGGUAGCCUUCUGGCCCCAGUUGUUCAAACGUUGGAUAGCGCUAUCCAACGUUUGAACAACUGGGGCCUGGUGACGCUUCUCGUGUGACCACCAACCAAUGUCUUUAAAAUUUAAACUAGUGAGAUAAUGCUAGCUGUGAUGAAAACCCUUUCUCAGUUCAGGUGAUCGCGUCAUUUGACGGUGACGUGAAGUCGUUAGCCUUGUCGCCUUCAUUCUCAUCUCGCACAUCAGUUGGAAGAGGAUGCUAAACAACCCGUGAAAUUGUUCGAAAAGAGUAAGGGAGGUAGGCCACAGUGUCAUGGUGUAUCUGACAUUUGCCGUCAUUGAUCUGGGUGGGCGGGGGAGAUCCAACAUGGACUGAAGCGGCUGCAUAGUCAAGUGUGCCUUUACAUGCUGACGUCCGAUCUCACCUCUCUGGUUUCUCCGCAAUUCAGCCAUUGGCUGCAAUUGAGGAAAGUUGGCUCUGUUUAUUUAUCUAUUUAUUUUGAGAUCGUAAUAUCGUCUAUCAUACCAGUGGUUUUUCCCUUAAGGUUGAUUUCCACUGUUGAGAAAUUUUAACGUGCGUAAAUGAAAUAGAGGCAAUGUAUGGAAGGUCACGCGUAAACGCAUAAGUUGAGCCUCGCUCAACUUUUGCGUUUACGCGCAGCCUGUCAUACAUCACCGCUAUUUUAUUCACGCACGUAAAAUUUACUUAGUACGCACGAGAAAAUUAUGCGACAGUGGAAAUCCACCGUUACCUACGCCGUUCUGUUGAUUUAUUUCUAGUUAUGCAUUGGAUCUGGUAGUGUGUUGUGCGUUAGGAGUGGACAUGUUUGACUGUGUUUAUCCGACUAGAACGGCGGUAAGUAGUCUCUGGAAAAUGGUGCAUAUUAAUAUUUGAACAAAUAACAGCGGCCAACUGCGUAAACUGUCUUUUUACUUAUGCCCCGAUCAAUUCGAAAAUUCAACAUCCCCUUCCCAUCAUUCUCCUUCCUCCCUCUCAACGUCGUAACAGGACAAUGCAGGGCUGUUAAACUCAGUAGACGGCAACUACUUUGUAAGGCCCCAUAAAGCCUGUUCACAGACCUUCUGGUUUUCUCUUUAAAGAUCGUCGAGUGCACGUAUGAAAAUAAAAACCGCGAGGAAAUUAUUGACCGUAACUGUAAGGGAGUGGUGUUGGCGAAAAGAGAAGUCUUUACCUCGCGCGCUCGCUUCGUUCGUGUGCUAUCGAAUUAUUGAAAAAAAAGAAAAAAGAAAAACGCCUGUCAGCAGGCUAGGUCCCGUCAAGGGAGAAUGAUCUUUGGCCACGUAGAGGUAACCACCUUGACAUCUAUGAUUUUGGAUCGACGACUGAAAACACAAAAUUUAACAGUCCAUUGUACUUGAUAUGUAAUCAUUGAUAUCGUUUAGUGUAUCAGUAGUCUCUUGUCAUAACUGUUGUCAUUUAUUAUUAGUAAUACCAUUAGUUUAUCAGUAGUCUCUAGUCAUUGUUGUCAAUUUUAGUUUCUUUAGUUCUCUUGUUCCUUUUAGCUGUAUUUAGUUGUAUUUAUUUCCUGUAAACAUGACCUGCCUAGCUUAGCUUAGCUACCCGCGGGCAUGUUAUUGUACUUUUACGUCAAAACACAAAAAAAUAAAAUGUAUGUAUGUGUAUGUAUGUAUGUACACACUAUCGUUUACUUUCAUUACCUAUAGCUAAGUGCACCGCGGCGAGGUAGACAUAAGUUUGUUUCCCCUUUUUGUGACCCGUUCCGUUUAGACUUUUUGUCACUGAAACUUUCAUUCUUAAAACCCUAUCGAAUCCUAUUUCUUAGCUGUUUGUAUAAAGUAAUUAAUUUAUUUUUUCUGAAGCCCACCCCCUCCCCUUAGUUUGGGGCAAAAAGUGUACUUGUUAUGAACUAAAUAUUCGAUGGAAGCUUGAAUCUGAUUCCUGCUAAAAUGGCGGAAACGCGUUCCUACACGCGUGAAACUGGAAACGGUGAUUUGAUUAGCCAAACAUAUAUUAAAUAGAUCGCCUUGUACUUAUGCUGCGUUCCGUUUUCACACAACAUUGAACCCGAACGCGAGUAAAAUAAAAGGAAAAAUUUGAUCCUUGUGAUUAUGAAUUAUGAUUAUCCUUGUAUGCGUGGUCAUGCUUGUGUUCAGGCCGUUUUUACCGCACUUGUGCUUGCCUCAUCUGUGAAAACCAGGCCUUACAGAAGAUAAGCAAAUUACUUUGCAAAAUCUGUCUCACAUUGCAGAGAUUUGGCACAGCAUUAGUACCGUGGGGUCAACUACACUUGAAACAUAAGCAGUAUGUUACGGAUCUUAAGCCCAUCGACAGAGACUGUGGGUGUUCAACUUGCAAGCAUCAUUCUAGAGCAUACAUCAAUAGCUUACUGGGAAGGGAAGAGGUGGCUUGUCACUUAAUAACCAUACACAAUAUAUAUUAUCAGGCAAGUAUUCUGUGUUAAUAAGGCCCAGACGACUCACGUUCUAACGCUUCCUGAAAUGUUGGGCGCAACAUGUUUCCUCCACGUGACAGCUUACAUGUAUACAGCUAUUUCGAGAAACGUUGACGGAAAAAAUAAGCACUUGACAACCCCAAAAGAUAAUAUGGGAUAUGAUCAACACACUGUUUCUGACACUGAAGCUGUCGAAACUACUUUUGUUGCUUGCUUUUAGCACUCGCAAAUAUACGUCCAUGGCCUCUCGUGACAUUCUUUCAAAUUUCUUUGAAAAGCAGUGAAUACAAAACCACGCCCAAUACCUUUCGGGAUUGUGGCGAGCACUUUUUCCGAUAACUUUUCUCGAAAUAGCUGUAUAUAGCUGCCAGUGCGAGGCGAAGUAGAUUGCUUAACAGCCCGUUUUUUGCGUAGGUCAAGAACGCACGGAUUCGUGAGUCAAAGUGGAUUUCCACUGUUGCGUAAUUUUAACGUGCCUGCGGACGUAAAUUUUACGCGCAGGUCGCGUAUAAACGUUACUGUUGAACCUCGCUCAACCUUUACGUUUACCCGUCGUCCUUCAUAAAUUGCCUCUAUUUUAUUAAUGCACGUAAAUUACGCGACAGUGGAAAUCCGAUUUACGGUCGUUUCGUCAACGUCCUGUUCGCCAACUUCGAUCUGUUGGAACUGCUUCACAGUCAAUCUUUUCCAGCUUUCUUGACCGCUACAAAUAAUUUUGUAGCAAACUGAACCAGCUUGAUCCUUAUAUGCGAUCCUCCAGUGGUAACAAUUUCUUUCAGCUUCAAGGGGAAUAAUCAUCAAAGUACUAACCAUUUCUCUGGUUUGGUGAGCGCAAUUAGAGGGCUACCUGCAUCCACAACGGUAGAUUUCAUACUAAUUGUUAACAUCAGAAGUUAUCAAUCUCUUUCGCUUGCGUACAUGUAUUAUUGGCAAGCAGUCGAGUAUAGCCUGAUUCUCAAACGCUCCAGUUCGCUCGCGGCCACACACUCUCUCCCUUCCACGUUGUAGAAGGGAGAUUGUGCGUGGCUGCGAGCGACCUGGAACUUCUGAGAAUCCAGAGAAUCAGACCAUAAAGAGUGUCGCUGGAGAUGGUUAAAAAAACCAACCUCAAUAAGAGAACUAGAACUAGAGAGCAUAUAAAGUUGGAAUUUUUUUCGUGUAAGUAACCUGUUUUAAUCUGUUUUAGAUGCAGCUGAUGCGAGACAUAAGAGAAAGCAUCAAGAAGGACAAUUUUCCUGAGUUUGUUCAAGGCUUCAUGAACAAAAUGUUUCCAGAUAAAAGUUAUCCAGACUGGGCUCAGAAUGCCCUAGCUUCUGUUAAUAUAUUUUUGGAUACUCAGCAAUAUGACAGAGAACAACAAANAAAGUUGGAAUUUUUUUCGUGUAAGUAA
Porites evermanni is the source of this 11139-nucleotide messenger RNA. NCBI's taxonomy places the organism in Eukaryota, Metazoa, Cnidaria, Anthozoa, Scleractinia, Poritidae. The record is from the annotation of a GenBank genome assembly.